Messenger RNA from Caenorhabditis remanei, 519 nucleotides. RefSeq lists its product as uncharacterized. The record is from RefSeq and is a predicted model, not a curated record. Lineage: Eukaryota; Metazoa; Nematoda; Chromadorea; Rhabditida; Rhabditidae. The coding region runs from base 1 to 519 and encodes 172 amino acids. The transcript has 3 exons.
AUGGAUUACGCCACCGCUGCCAAAGAAAUCGUGAAAGCAAUCCAGAAAGCGGAUGCCGAGAUGAAGAAAAGGAUAAGGAAAAUGAUGAAACAAAGAACAUUGGAGGAUGUUGCGGUAUUGCAGACUAUGCUGGAACGAGUAUCCGAGUCCUCCAACAAACAACUCAAGAUAGAUUUCGAGAAGCACCGUAUCCCAGAACGUCUCAAAAAAGUUGCCUCAUUGGUGACGAAUACUCACUAUCACGGUUUUGCUGGAACACAGGGAGAUGGCACGCGAUUCACUCUCUUCACGUGUUUAAGAAACGAAGGCUUUUGGAUUGAGAAACAACGAGCUGCAUGUGGUGCAGGAGCAGUUGCAGGGUUGCUAUUACUUGGCGGACCCACCAUUUACAUGGGAUUCAUAAUCGCGGAUAUGCAGAAACAUUUGGGAGAGACUGAAACGGAUUUGAAAUUUGUGGUGGAGGAGAUUGAGAGUAUCUACGAUCAGACGAAUUCACUGAUGUUGGCUAAUAUUGUUUGA